AUGAACAAUUCAUUAAUUUCUCAAGUACUAACUGAAACAGAAAUAAUUGAACUAGGUCUAAAUAAUAGUUUAAUGAAAACUUGUUCGUGUCCUUUUAUUUUAAAUAAGAAAUAUUUUAUAAAAAUUUGUGUAUCUUAUUUAUUAAUUAUUUUUUUAUUUUUUUCAUUUUAUAUAUCUAUUAUUAUACUAUUAUUAAGCAAUUAUAAAGAAGGAUUAAGUAAAUCUAUAUCAUUGAUAAUAUAUGUAUACAUAUUUGCUUUUUUUUACGUUGAUAUAUUCUUAAGCAAUAUUAUUAAGCAUGACUUAGUAAAAAAAUAUAGUUUAAGAGAAAUUAGAAAGAAAAUUUAUGAAAAAUUUCUUACAAACCAUGACAAAACUAAUAGUUUAAAAAAAAAGAAAAAAGGAAAAAAAAAAAAAAAUGAGAGCAAGUAUGCGGAUGAAAAUGAAAGAGAAAAAUUAUUUUCUAAUGAAAAAUACUUUGUUAUUGAUAUAGAAGAAAAUGAAAAAGAUUCAAUAAAUGAAAUCAAAGGAUUUGAUGAAAGAAAUUAUAAUAUAGACGAAUUAAAAAAUAUAAACGAUUUUAUAAAUGUUGAAUUAUUAAAAUAUAUUCAAUAUGAAAAUAAUAAUUAUACAAUUAACAAUGGCAAAUUUGAUAUUUUUUUAACAAUAUCAGGAUUAAUUAAUCAAUUAAAUAUUUUUUGUGAUUUAUUGUUCUUAUUUGAUUUAUAUAAUUACAGUAAAAAUUUAUUUAUUUUUAGUUUAUUCAUUUAUGUAUAUUAUAUAGUUCAUUUUUUUGUUAUAAUAAGGUUUUCAGUAAUUAUUAUUUGUUCAUUGAUAAAAAUAUAUAAAAAACCUUUUUCUAAUUCCUAUAAUAGAGCAUUAUCUUAUAUAAAAAAAUUUUUAUCUUCUUCUUAUUAUAAUAUACGAAAAACAGUAAAAAAUUUUUUAAGAAACUUAACAUUAAAAGGAAGUAGUGAAGCUUUUAAUGAAAAUAAAUUAAAUAUAUUUUUGAAUAAAUAUACAAAUUACAACAGUUGGUGUUUUUUUUAUGAAGAAAAUGGAUACAAUAUUUAUGAAUUAAAAAAUUUACGAAUAAAAUAUGAUUCAAUGUAUGAGCAUGUUAAAAAAAAAAAAAAAAAUAAUAAUAAAAUAGAAAUAACAAAAAAUAAAAAUAAUAAUAAAAUAAAUUACGAAAAAGCUUUAACGCCUUCAUAUGUACAAUUUAUAGCAAAUGUGUCCCAUUUUUUGGCCUUCUUUCAUAUUCUUAAUAUAAUAAAAGUUAAAUUUUUAUCAGCUCAUAAUAUCUAUUCCCAUAUUAGCUUUACGAUAAUUUUUUUUGUGUGGAAAUUGCUAUAUAUGGACAUUGUUUUAUGCCUUUUAAAAAUUUUUAUUUUAUUUUACACAGAUAAUAAUGUAACUGUAUUAAUGUUUUUACUUAUUUCGGUAAUUAACAUUUUAAAUUCUUAUUUAAUAAAUCUAUUAGACCAUAAUUUAUUAAAUGAUAUUAAUAUAAAUUAA
Messenger RNA from Plasmodium relictum, 1518 nucleotides. Its product is annotated as conserved Plasmodium protein, unknown function. The record is from RefSeq and is a predicted model, not a curated record. The transcript has 4 exons. Bases 1 to 1518 code for a protein of 505 amino acids. Lineage: Eukaryota; Apicomplexa; Aconoidasida; Haemosporida; Plasmodiidae.